CCUUUAUGAGGAAUUUCGCGCUUGGCCACUCAAAAACCAGUGUUCCUAAUUUGUCGCAAGUGUUCGAGAAAAGCCACAAGAAACACUUGGGCGGAGAGGAAAUGCACGCUGAAUAAGGGGUGAGGGAGCUGCGGGUUAGACAAGGUGAGGCGAAUCGGGGUUGGAGUUUUAGUUCGGUGAAGCAUUGCCGUUAGGAACUGCAGCUAUGGCGGCGACUCAAGCAGUUCACCAGGUCUUGUGCUCCUCAGCUGCAGUUGCAACCACCAGCUCCGAGGUUCAGUCCUGCAAGGGUGGAUUGACCGCCAAUUCACUCUCUCUGCUACCUGGAUCGUCGUUCCACGGAUCUUGUGCAGGUCUCCGGGCACAGAAUUCCAGAGCUGUGACCGAUCCUCGACAGGCAGCUGGUGCCAGAGCUGCAAUUUCCGUGGAGCCCACCUCUCUUCCGACGGCGAAGAAGGGGCAGUACGAGAUUACCACUUUCACCACCUGGUUGUUGAAGCAGGAGCAAGCGGGUGUCAUCGACGGAGAAUUGACCAUCGUGUUGUCGAGCAUCUCCCUGGCGUGCAAGCAGAUCGCGUCGUUGGUGCAGAGGGCUGGAAUUUCCAACUUGACGGGGCUGCAAGGAGUGGCGAACAUUCAAGGCGAGGAUCAGAAGAAGCUGGACGUGAUUUCGAAUGAGGUCUUUUCAAGCUGCCUUCGUUCGAGUGGACGCACGGGCAUCAUUGCCUCCGAGGAAGAGGACACCCCUGUUGCAGUAGAGGAGAGCUACUCCGGCAACUACAUUGUCGUCUUCGACCCUCUAGAUGGCUCCUCCAACAUCGACGCCGCUGUGUCCACUGGCUCCAUCUUUGGCAUCUACAAGCCCAAUGAGGAGUGCUUAACCGACCUCGGAGAAAAUCCCACGAUCGAUGAGGUAGCCCAGAACUGCGUUGUGAACGUCUGCCAGCCCGGAAGCAACUUGUUAUCCGCUGGGUAUUGCAUGUACUCCAGCUCCGUGAUCCUGGUCCUCUCAGUCGGCCAUGGAGUCUACGGCUUCACCCUAGACCCACUCUACGGGGAGUUCGUGCUCUCCCACGAAGAGAUCAAAAUUCCCAAGUCGGGCAAGAUCUACUCGUUCAACGAGGGCAACUACGCUCUUUGGGACGACAAGCUGAAGAAGUACGUCGACAGCUUGAAGGACCCCGGUCCCAGCGGCAAGCCCUACUCCGCUCGUUACAUCGGCAGUCUGGUGGGCGACUUCCACAGGACAAUGCUGUAUGGUGGCAUCUAUGGCUACCCCAGGGAUUCCAAGAGCAAGAACGGGAAGUUGAGGUUGCUUUACGAGUGUGCUCCCAUGAGCUACCUCGCUGAACAAGCAGGUGGGAAGGGCUCCGACGGUCACCAGAGGAUUCUGGACAUCCAACCUGAGCAGGUUCACCAACGUGUGCCAUUGUACGUUGGAAGCACGGAGGAGGUGGAGAAGUUGGAGAAGUUCUUAGCUUAAUCUGUUGAAAUUGUUGCGGAUUCCGAGGGCAGAGUAGAGGAGACUGACAGCGUCUUUCGCUUAGCCUCUAAAACGAUUCGGGUUUCUAGCUUUAGAUCAUAUCUAAGGUCGCUCUGCAGCUCCUGUGCCAUUUGGGUGCACACGUGUUCAUUUUGAUAUUUCUUGUAAACUAGUGCUCCGCUAUGUUCUGUGCUUGUGGCGAGAAUGGUCCACAAGACAUGUGAUCCAGGUUUGUAACAGAUGUUCUCUAAUCUCACUGGUUACGUUUCGUUGAGCUGCCCGAAAUGGAUGCAUUACGAAAAUGUAAGCAGAUGUUCGUAGGAUUUCCUUCA
Messenger RNA from Physcomitrium patens, 1815 nucleotides. Its product is annotated as fructose-1,6-bisphosphatase, chloroplastic. Lineage: Eukaryota; Viridiplantae; Streptophyta; Bryopsida; Funariales; Funariaceae. Gene Ontology annotation, biological process: sucrose biosynthetic process; gluconeogenesis; fructose metabolic process. Gene Ontology annotation, cellular component: cytoplasm; cytosol. The record is from RefSeq and is a predicted model, not a curated record. Gene Ontology annotation, molecular function: fructose 1,6-bisphosphate 1-phosphatase activity.